AUGAGUGCAUCGCGUCUUCCUGCAUACUGCCACACUAUCGACGCGGCUGAUCAGGUAAUCGAUGAAUCUGACCUGGAAAUUCCUUUCGAGAUGCGCUCCUGCAACGAGGCAGAAGCACAUGUGCUGGCAGGCGAGCUUCUUGGUGCUCCCUCUUACAGCAACUCGACUAGUCCGGUUUUCGGCGCGUUCUUCAAGCACUACAAUGCAAUUCUCAGCCCUUCAACGUUUGGCGACGCCGUUGCCGAGAUCGAAAGCCCCGUUUUGAAGUCUCACAAAGAUGUUUUAUCCUGUGUGCAAAUACUCAGGAGCAACCCGGCGUUAACAUUUGACAAGUUUCUCGUUUUGGCCUUUUCUGGACGAGACGCUAGGCCUGCCGAGAAGGAGUAUGCGGCGAGAGCAGUCAUUAGCGCUGCGUUUAUGAUAAACUGCGCAUCCAAGGACUACUACUCCGAAGGAUUCCAGUCUGGUUCCCCCAUGCGAGUGAAAUGGGGGCCGAACCAAGGAUUUGCCGACUUUCUGGAGAAAGCCUUCACCGGAAGCCAAAUGACAGCUCUUGACCAGGAUUCAAAGAGGGAUAUACCGUACAGAAGCUCAUUAAAAGCAUGGAAGCUUGUCAAGAGGAACAAAAUAAAAAUCCGACCCACCAACAACUUGAUAGAUCACCUACUCUACGAUCCGAAGGACCGGGUACUCCAUGUGUUCCACCAGACCAUGUUCCUCCAAAGUCAGAUCAAGCGUUGCAAAACCGGUGAUUUUGAUAUGGAUUUUGACGAAAGUUUGAAGCUUGGAAUGUUGCCACCGCGGCUGCUCUUCGAAACACUGGUCACCAUCCACUGUAUCCUCUUCCCAGUAGCGAGCAUCGGAAACAAGAGAUCCAUGAGGCUAUUGAAGAAAUUGAUCAAAAAGGAAGGGUUUGACCCCGAGGCAACAUGGGUGGAGUUUGUUAGACCGAUUCCGGAUGACCUUUCCUUCACAUACUGGGGACCGCGGUUGGCUGAACUUCAUGACGUGGUGAAGCGACCGAGACCUACGAAUUCUCUUGUUUCGUGGUUUGAGAGACACACCUCAGAGAGAAACGCGUUGACUGUGGCUAUUAUAGGGCUUUUCCUCUCCGUGCUGCUGGGUCUCUUGUCACUGGUGGUUGGUAUCUUGCAACUAAUUGUUGCAUGGUUGGCUUGGAGAGAUGACCAGAAAAGGAACGACUAG
This is a messenger RNA of Fusarium vanettenii 77-13-4, 1206 nucleotides long. RefSeq lists its product as uncharacterized. The transcript has 4 exons. The record is from RefSeq and is a predicted model, not a curated record. Lineage: Eukaryota; Fungi; Ascomycota; Sordariomycetes; Hypocreales; Nectriaceae. The coding region runs from base 1 to 1206 and encodes 401 amino acids.